Messenger RNA from Cygnus olor (mute swan), 448 nucleotides. It is a transcript of the gene RPL34, whose product is annotated as ribosomal protein L34. The record is from RefSeq and is a predicted model, not a curated record. Gene Ontology annotation, biological process: translation. Bases 54 to 407 code for a protein of 117 amino acids. Gene Ontology annotation, molecular function: structural constituent of ribosome. The transcript has 5 exons. NCBI's taxonomy places the organism in Eukaryota, Metazoa, Chordata, Aves, Anseriformes, Anatidae. Gene Ontology annotation, cellular component: ribosome.
GCCGAGCGCGCUUCCGCUUCCUCUUCCGGCUCGGGCGGUGUCAGGUGUGAAAAAUGGUUCAGCGCCUGACCUACCGCCGUAGGUUGUCCUACAACACAGCUUCCAACAAGACCAGGCUGUCCCGAACACCUGGGAACAGGAUUGUUUACCUUUACACCAAGAAAGUAGGGAAGGCACCAAAGUCAGCGUGUGGUGUAUGCCCAGGGAGACUUCGUGGUGUUCGUGCUGUGCGUCCUAAAGUUCUUAUGAGGCUGUCGAAAACAAAGAAGCAUGUCAGCAGAGCCUAUGGUGGUUCCAUGUGUGCUAAGUGUGUCCGCGACAGGAUCAAGCGAGCUUUUCUUAUUGAGGAGCAGAAGAUCGUCGUGAAAGUGUUGAAGGCACAAGCACAGAGCCAAAAGUCCAAGUGAAUCUGUUUGUAUUUUCUGCCCAAUAAAUGAAAGUUCCACUU